GGGCCAACGCGGCUGCCGGGUGCCGGAGGCGCCAUUGGAGCCGGCUUGGCUUGAGAGCCCUAGCUGAGGAGUUGGGUCCAAGUCCGUCGUUGGUGCCGCGUCUGCGUCUGGUCUCUGGCCACUCCGCGGGAUGGCGUGCGGGGCGACGCUGAAGCGCCCUAUGGAGUUCGAAGCGGCGCUGCUGAGCCCCGGUUCCCCGAAGCGGCGACGCUGCGCCCCUCUUCCUGGCCCCACUCCGGGCCUCCGGCCCCCGGACGCCGAGCCGCCGCCGUUUCAGAUGCAGACGCCGCCGGCGAGUCUUCAGCAGCCCGUCUCGCCCGGCAGCGAGCGUCGCCUUCCAACUCCCGAGCAAAUUUUUCAGAACAUAAAACAAGAAUAUAGUCGUUAUCAGCGAUGGAGACAUUUAGAAGUUGUCCUCAGUCAGAGCGAACCCUGUGCUCCAGAGAGCCAACCUCCCUCCUCCGUACUCACCGCACCAAGUUCUCCAGGUGCCUCCUGGAUGAAGAAGGACCAGCCCACCUUUACCCUUCGACAAGUGGGGAUAAUCUGUGAGCGCCUCUUAAAAGACUAUGAAGAUAAAGUCCGGGAGGAGUACGAGCAGAUCCUCAGUACCAAACUGGCAGAACAGUAUGAAUCUUUUGUGAAAUUCACACAUGAUCAGAUUAUGCGGCGAUAUGGGACAAGGCCAACAAGCUAUGUAUCCUGAAGCCUUCUUGCCUAUCUGGGUACCAGGUGUGACCUCAAGAGAUGGCUGCUGUAUACUUUUUGCAACUGGUUUGAUAUCACAUUUCAGCUCCAACUUCCGCAUCCUGAGAACACUUAAAUUGUUUCUGCAGGUCCAUUUCUACAACUUGAAAGACCUUAAAACUUUCUGGUUGCCACAAGCAUAUCUUUCUUUUCUGCUCAUCCACUAAACAGCUGUGCUCUACUGUGAUAGGUUUUCCAAACGAAAGUACCUGGAGCAGCAGUUUAGCAAAGAAUGCCUUCAGUGGCACUCAACACAUGGAUUUUCCCCAAGCACAGCUCUGUGAGACAUGUGUGAGUGUGGGGGUGUGUGCGUGCGCGCGUGCAUGUGUGUGUUUUAAGUUAUUAUUUGUAUUGUGUAAAACUUUUUUGAUCUUGGGGAUUCUGGCUGUGAAUUUGAUGCACGACAGUUAUGGUUAAAAAACAUUUUCUUGGUCUGGAGAAGAUCAUUAAUGUUUGCUGACCAUAGAAGUUGUAAUGGUGGGUUGUUUAU
Messenger RNA from Acomys russatus (golden spiny mouse), 1237 nucleotides. RefSeq names its product akirin 1 (gene Akirin1). The transcript has 5 exons. Gene Ontology annotation, cellular component: nucleus; chromatin. Gene Ontology annotation, molecular function: transcription coregulator activity. NCBI's taxonomy places the organism in Eukaryota, Metazoa, Chordata, Mammalia, Rodentia, Muridae. Gene Ontology annotation, biological process: positive regulation of lamellipodium assembly; positive regulation of macrophage chemotaxis; positive regulation of myoblast differentiation. The coding region runs from base 131 to 706 and encodes 191 amino acids. The record is from RefSeq and is a predicted model, not a curated record.